Molecule: messenger RNA, 1733 nt
Organism: Ipomoea nil (Japanese morning glory)
Lineage: Eukaryota; Viridiplantae; Streptophyta; Magnoliopsida; Solanales; Convolvulaceae
Product: berberine bridge enzyme-like 15
Exons: 1
Coding region: 1-1599 (532 amino acids)
Molecular function (GO): FAD binding; oxidoreductase activity
Source: RefSeq, a predicted model, not a curated record
AUGAUGAAAGGCUCAAAGUGUUCUUACCUUCUAGCAUUAAUUUCCAUUUUUUCCUUAAUUUCUUUCCCAGCCUCCAUUCAUGCAAGUCCUCAUGAUUUUCUCUAUUGUCUUUCCAGCAAGCUGAGAAAUGCCACCUCUCAGGUUGUCUACACUCCGAACAACCCUUCAUUCUUGCCCAUCCUCAAUUUCUCCGCCCAGAAUUUCCGGUUCACGACGCCGGAAACCCCAAAACCGGUAGUCAUCAUCACACCUUUACGUGAAUCCCACGUCCAAGCCGCCGUGAUUUGCAGCCGGAAGUAUAACAUUCAGCUGAGGGCCCGAAGCGGCGGCCAUGAUUUCGAGGGGCUUUCGUAUGUUUCCAGCCUCCCGUUUGCCGUUCUUGACUUGAUCAAGUUCCGGUCGAUCGACGUUAACGUUGAGAAGAAGUGGGCGUGGGUCCAAACCGGAGCACAGCUAGGUGAAGUGUACUAUGCCAUUGCUAAUAAGAGCAACACUUUGGGUUUUCCGGCCGGGUUUUGUCCCACGGUGGGCACCGGCGGCCAUAUCAGCGGCGGCGGGUACGGGGCGAUGGUGCGAAAAUAUGGAUUGGCGGCGGACCACGUCAUCGACGCCCGAAUCGUGGACGUUAACGGGCGAAUCUUAAACCGGAAAUCCAUGGGGGAGGAUCUCUUCUGGGCUAUCAGAGGCGGCGGCGGCGCAAACUUCGGCGUGAUACUCGCCUGGAAACUGGAACUUGUUCCCGUGCCUGAAACCGUCACGGUAUUCACCAUUCCCAGAACGCUGGAACAAAACUUAACUAAUCUAAUCUAUAAAUGGCAGCUUUUCGCCAACAAGGCCGACAAAAACCUCCUCAUCAGAAUCUUGAUCGGAAACGCGAACAACACGAAUCAAACGGGGAGAACAGUACGGGGUUUGUUCAGUGCACUAUACCUCGGAAGAUCCGAAACCUUGCUAGCCACGAUGCAGAAAGGGUUUCCAGAAUUAGGCGUGACGAAAUCCGACUUAACGGAGAUGAGUUGGAUAAAGUCGGUGGCGUAUCACUACGAUAACGGCCCCGUCGAGAGCCUACUCAACCGGUCAUACCAGUACAAACGGAGCUACAAGAUCAAGGCCGACUACGCCAAACGGCCGUUUACCAAACAAGUUUUCGAAGGGAUAUGGAAACUGUUUAAAGAAGAGGACGACAUUAAUGCGCCGCAAAUGCAGUUAACUCCGUACGGAGGGAGAAUGGAUGAGAUUCCGCCGUCAGAAACGCCUUAUCCACACAGGGCAGGGAACCUAUUUUUCCUCGAAUACAACGUUGGAUGGGUCGAAGGCGGCCAAGUGGCUGCUCAGAAGCAUCUGUCAUGGAUUCGGAAGCUUUACGCUUACUUGGCUCCCUAUGUUUCGAAGAAUCCCAGAGAAGCGUACGUGAAUUACAGGGAUCUUGACCUGGGACAAAACAAUUUGGUGGGGAAAACCAGCCUGGCUCAGGCAAGUGCUUGGGGGUACAAAUAUUUCUUGAAUAACUUCUAUAGGCUUGCGAGAGUGAAGGCUUUGGUAGAUCCAAAUAACUUCUUUAGGGAUGAACAGAGCAUUCCAGUUUCAUCUCCAGUUUGAUAGCAGAAAUUUAUGUUGUUUGCAUUGGAAACUCUAAUCUGAGGUUAAUUUGUGUUUGGAUUAAUUCUACCGGUAGCCUGCAUGCGCCAUGCUGCAUGCUUAUUGGUAUAAAGUAUCUGUCAACCUUUAUCAUU